Cyclocybe aegerita is the source of this 1635-nucleotide messenger RNA. NCBI's taxonomy places the organism in Eukaryota, Fungi, Basidiomycota, Agaricomycetes, Agaricales, Hemipholiotaceae. The record is from the annotation of a GenBank genome assembly.
AUGGACGUAGAAUCCGAGUACAUUGAGUCCUCUUCCAUAACCUUUGAAUGGACCCUCAAAGGGUUGAAGAACCUUUUCGAUUCGACGAAGGGAGAGAAGAAGUCGAAGGUCACCAAGUCGAUCCGCUUUGGCAACAAUCGAUGGCAGAUCCUGUUCUACGCCAAUGCUGGACAAACCAAGGAUGGAACAGAAGGUGGUUAUGUUAGUUUGUACCUUUCAUGCGAACCUACUCCGGAGGAGAAGGAAGCAGCUCUUUCAGAGUCUGGCAGAUGGGUACGAGAGGGUGUCUACAAGUUCACCUUUGAAUUGCGCACUCUGUCCAAGAAUAUUCUCUACAGCUCCAAGGAAGCACACAAUCACUCAUUUACGUCCAAGACGGGUAACUGGGGAUGGGCUCAAUUUGCUCGAAGAGAUAGCGUCUACUAUCAGGCCAUGCCUGUCAAGGCUGAAGACGCUUUCGUAAUAAUCUGCACGAUAACCUCUUCGCCAGCGACGCCCCUGGUGCAAACCCUGCCUCGCCAACCUGUUCCUAAAGCCCUUCUUGACACAGUAGGGGAACUGCUGGACGAUCCCUUGUACUCUGAUGUUCAAUUCGUUAUUCCCCAACGAGGCCAGAGUUCAAGGAAUGCCAAGACUAUUUGGGCAUCAAAGAGAUUACUACAACGCGCCGAGUACUUCCAAACGAUGUUCAACUCCAACUUCGUGGAAGGCUCUUCAAAAGGUGUCGAUCUCAAUCAAACCCCACGAGGAAUGCUACAGGACCUGGAGAGUCUUGCCAGUCCGCGAAUGUCUACCAUGGAUGAAUUUGAAGAUUCUGAUGAGGAUGACACGGAUUUUAUAGCUCACUCUUCUCGGUCGAGUUUUGUCAUGCUUGACUCAGGGAUGCAAGAGCUGUCCUUGCUGCUAGACUCGAGUCCCGCGGAUUCGGACAAACUUGAAGUUGAAAGCUACGACGACUUGCAGCCUAGUGUUACCCCAGUUCAGACUGCGUCCAAUACUCCUUUCAAAAAGUCGAGGAUAGAAGUCAAGGAUGUCGCUUAUACAACAUAUCUUGCUAUGCUAUACUAUAUAUACACUGACAAUGUUGUCUUUGCUCCUUUGUCUUCUUCUUUCCUCUCCGCUCCUGGCCAUACAAGUAAUAAUUCCCUCGAAAGCCUGUCAUCGACACAGAUAGAAGGGAAUCAGGUCCCUGGUGCAAAGUUCUCGUUGCACGACCUGUCACAUUCGAGAUCAGAAUGGAUUAGAGAAUGGAUGAUCGCAAAUCCAGGGAGACCUGCACCUUGCUCAGCGAAGUCUAUGUAUCGCAUUGCAGAUAGGUUUGACUUAACAGAACUGAAAGAGCGUGCGGCCCAGCACAUCAUCAAGUCCUUGACUGUAGACAAUAUUGCGUUCGAAAUUUUUUCGCCUUUCGCUGCCAAAUUUGAAUCCAUACGCAAGAUCGAGGUUGAAUUUUUCUUGAACCACUGGCAUAAUAUCCGUACAUCAGACGCAAUGAAGAACGUGUGGGUGCAGAUCAGAAAUGGAAGGCACCCGGGCUUUGAGGAAGUGUGGCCACUUAUUGCCCAAAGUCUGGAAUUCAAUCCCACCCCCCCAUGUGCUUCCCCGUCAACGAAGAGCACUGAAUAUAUGGUCUGA